AGCUAAUUGCAAAAAAUUGAGGUUAUAAAACAAAACAGUGAUAUUUUUCCCAUUUUCAAUUAAAAUUAUAAUAUUUAUAAUUGUUUUUGGUUAUAAUUUCUUAUAAAAUAAACUGUAUCAGGUUCAUGGAACCAUGAAGAAAAUACCGGAGCAGAAGUUGCAAGCUUUCUCUGCCGGCUCAAUGGGAGCCCGGAAUCUGUCAAAGAAAGAGCUAGAAGAAUUACGGAAGAAGGAAGAAGAGGAAGCUGCAGCUCAUGUGUUCAAAGAAUUUGUGGAGACAUUUCAAGAAGCACCAAGCACCACCUCUAAGGUUUGGGUGAAAGCUGGAACUUAUGAUGCUGGUGCUAGAAAGGAAGACACCUCAGAGCGUGGUAAGCUCUACAAGCCGACAUCAAGGUUUGAGGACAAGCGCCCCAGCGCCGAGGAUGUUGUCCGGAGUUUGGCGCAGCGCUCCACCGAGCAGACCAGGCUCAGAGCCAAACAGAGCAAGGAUAAGAAGAAGAGCAAUCUUGAACUGUUUAAGGAGGAAUUGAGAAUGAUACAGGAAGAGCGCUCAGAGCGGCACAAAUACAAAAAUGUCCUGCGGGAACGGGGCGCUCCUGUGGGCGCCGAGCCCGCGUCGCUGGAGCUCCUGCCCGACGUCGGCUCCUACGAUACUGGAGACCCCAACACGACCAAUCUGUACCUGGGCAACCUCAACCCUAAGAUAACAGAGCAGCAGUUGAUGGAGAUCUUCGGCCGCUACGGGCCGCUAGCUAGCAUCAAGAUCAUGUGGCCGCGCUCCGACGAGGAGAAGGCCCGCGGCCGCAACUGCGGCUUCGUCGCUUUUAUGAGCCGUCGGGACGGCGAGCGAGCCCUGCGGUGUAUCAACGGCAAGGAGAUAAUGAGUUACGAGAUGAAACUAGGGUGGGGCAAGGCCGUGGUGAUCCCGCCCGUGCCCAUCUACAUCCCGCCCUCGCUGCAGACGCCGUGCCAGCCGCCGCCGCCCUCCGGCCUGCCCUUCAACGCGCAGCCGCCCAAGCAUAGGGCCAAUAAGAUACCGCGAGUCAGGCCGGGCGAGUACUACCCGAGCGACCCGGAGGACAGGCAGGCUUACGAGGAGAUACUUUCACAGUCGAUAGUCAAAGUAGUGAUUCCAACUGAGAGAAACAUCCUAAUGCUGAUCCACCGCAUGGUGGAGUUCGUGAUCCGCGAGGGCCCGAUGUUCGAGGCCAUCAUCAUGAACAAGGAGAUGAACAACCCCUUCUUCCGGUUCCUGUUCGAGAACCAGUCCCCCGCCCACGUGUACUACCGCUGGAAGCUGUUCUCCAUGCUGCAGGGCGAUUCACCUAAACAGUGGGCCAACAACGACUUCCGCAUGUUCAAAGGUGGUUCAGUAUGGCGUCCCCCGGUCAUGAACCUGUAUACCGCGGGUAUGCCGGACGAGUUGGUCGACGAGGACGAGUCCAAGGAGAAUAUUAGAGGCACGCUCUCCAACAACCAACGUGAUCGCCUCGAAGAACUAAUACGUGGGCUCACCCCGAACCGCACGGCCAUCGGCGAGGCAAUGGCGUGGUGCCUCGAGCACGCCGAGGCGGCCGGCGAGGUCACGCAAUGCCUCGCCGAGUCGCUCGCCGGCGAGACCACCGCGCCGCACAAGCGGGUGGCCAGGCUGUACCUGCUGUCGGAUAUACUGCACAACGCUCAGGCCAAGCUGACUAAUGCCAGCGCGUUUAGGAGCGCCAUCCAAUCCCGCCUGCUCGACAUAAUGCGCGACUGCCACGUGGCGUGGCUGCGCAUGAGCUCGCGGCUGCAGCAGGAAGGGUUCCGAGCACGCGUCACCCGCAUACUGCAGGCCUGGGCCGACUGGGCCGUGUACCCCGCCGACCUGCUGCUGGCGGCCAGCGACGCCUUCCGCGGACGGACCGACACGGACAAGGUACGUCACACACUGCCACGUGGCGUGGCUGCGCAUGAGCUCGCGGCUGCAGCAGGACGGGCCUGGGCCGACUGGGCCGUGUACCCCGCCGACCUGCUGCUGGCGGCCAGCGACGCCUUCCGCGGACGGACCGACACGGACAAGCAGGAAGGGUUCCGAGCGCGCGUCACCCGCAUACUGCAGGCCUGGGCCGACUGGGCCGUGUACCCCGCCGACCUGUUGCUGGCGGCCAGCGACGCCUUCCGCGGACGGACCGACACGGACAAGCAGGAAGGGUUCCGAGCACGCGUCACUCGCAUACUGCAGGCCUGGGCCGACUGGGCCGUGUACCCCGCCGACCUGCUGCUGGCGGCCAGCGACGCCUUCCGCGGACGGACCGACACGGACAAGCAGGAAGGGUUCCGAGCGCGCGUCACCCGCAUACUGCAGGCCUGGGCCGACUGGGCCGUGUACCCCGCCGACCUGUUGCUGGCGGCCAGCGACGCCUUCCGCGGACGGACCGACACGGACAAGCAGGAAGGGUUCCGAGCACGCGUCACUCGCAUACUGCAGGCCUGGGCCGACUGGGCCGUGUACCCCGCCGACCUGCUGCUGGCGGCCAGCGACGCCUUCCGCGGACGGACCGACACGGACAAGCAGGAAGGGUUCCGAGCGCGCGUCACCCGCAUACUGCAGGCCUGGGCCGACUGGGCCGUGUACCCCGCCGACCUGUUGCUGGCGGCCAGCGACGCCUUCCGCGGACGGACCGACACGGACAAGGGUUCCGAGCACGCGUCACUCGCAUACUGCAGGCCUGGGCCGACUGGGCCGUGUACCCCGCCGACCUGCUGCUGGCGGCCAGCGACGCCUUCCGCGGACGGACCGACACGGACAAGGUACGUCACACACUGCCACGUGGCGUGGCUGCGCAUGAGCUCGCGGCUGCAGCAGGACGGGUUCCGAGCACGCGUCACUCGCAUACUGCAGGCCUGGGCCGACUGGGCCGUGUACCCCGCCGACCUGCUGCUGGCGGCCAGCGACGCCUUCCGCGGACGGACCGACACCGACAAGGCGGAACUGGAGAACAUAGACGGCGUGUCAGACCCGGGGUCGGGCGGGUCGUCGCCCGCAUCCGGCGGCUCGUGGGCGGGCGGCGGCGCCGGGCCGCUCGACGGCGCCGCGCUGCGCCGCCUCGCCGCCGGCCGCCAGCCGCCGGUCAACGACAUCGACGGCGUGCCGGUGGAAGAAGAGGAAGACAUCGACGGGAUACCCCUCGAGGUGGAGAAGUCCCGGCCAGUGGGGGGCUUCAUCCCCUCCAAGUGGGAGAGCGUGGAGCCCACGGACUCGUGGCCCGAGCCCGCGCAGCCCCCGCCGCCACCCUCCAUCACUCCCACGCCACAACUCGACACGUACGUAGUGAAGGAUUUUUUAUACAAACUCCCUACGACCACCAGUACCACUGCCAACACAUCGAUGUCUGAAGAACUUUCGCUAAAGCGGUCAGUACUGCGCGACAUCGAGGUGAAAGUCCUGAAGUAUGCCGACGAGCUUGAGGCCGGGCACCGUGCGCGCCGCCCCGGAUUGACCCCGCAGCAGCAAUUGCAGCACUACCGCCGGAAGCUCAUCAAGAAGGCGUCCCGGGAAGCGAAAGAGGCAGUAGAAGAAUCAUUAGAGUUGCCCUCGCCGAGACGGCGGCUCUCUCCCGAAGACGAUACAUACUCGACUUCGUCGAAAAAGUCAAAGAAAUCUCGCGAUGCAUCCCUCUCGCCACCUGUGAAGAGAUCGCGCCACAGUGAGCGCAAGUCCCGUUCCCGCUCGCGAGACCGCGAGCGCUCGGGCGAGCGGCGCGAGCGAGAGCGAGAGCGCGAACAUCGGCGGCGCCGCUCCCCCGCCACGCCGCCCGCGCACCACCAUAGGAAACACGCCAAACACUCCAAAUACAAAUACUAGACGGUUACCAUACUAGGCUAGCACGGUGACAGAAAUCAAGGGGCCUAGCCAACUGACUGACAAUGGGUUUUAGAAAAUUGCCAAUCAUAAUUUAGAUGUAUCGAAAUAACCACGUGACUUUCGGUUCGAUGUGUCAUCCCGAUAGUUCUGCUUUUCGAUUGGCGGCGGCGCCAAACGACUGUCUUAGCCACCACGACCACGGGGUGUCUAGUAAAAUUACUUGACUACUUUGAAAACAUCUCAAAGAUGCGGUAACUCUAUACAACUACUCGUACAUAGUAGUACUCUUUUUUAUUUUGGUUGACAGUGCUAAAUGUAAGUCUACCAAAGUAGUAUACAAUUAAGUAUGUAUGUACAUUGUAAAAGUUGUACUAUUGAUAAUGAUAGGCUCUGAGCUGUUAUUGAGUUUACGACCUAAGAACGCACUGUGUUUGUAAAUAGAAUUAAGAUGAAUUAAAGUAACAAAUCGUGUAAGUGAUUUAUGUUUCCACCUAUAUCAAAUGCCACCAAUAUCUUUGCAUUUUUGAUUCAAAGCCGUGAAUUUUACUAUACCGUAGCGUACUUUGCAUUGCUUGGUUUUAACACCAAUGUCUAUUUUAUAUAAAACUUAGCAAACCUUUGUUAAAUUUUGUCCCUUUUGAACAAACACAAAUGUCGAAAUUACGAUAAAGACAAACGACUAAGGGCAAGUUGCACCAACCACAUUUGACAGGCUGAUCAACGUCACUCAGCAGUGAACUAUGAAACUUCCCAUACAAUAAAAUUUAACGAACGUUUUGACGGUCACGGGCGGUUUGGUGCAACUGGCACUUACAAGGGCUUGUUAGACUUAAUAGGCGUUUAUGAAUUACACGCUACUAAGUUUAAGAAUGUGAAUGUGUGUGUGAAUGAUAUUUAUGUGCGAUAUGUCAAGGUACUGUAACCACUUUUGUGCUUACAUUGUAAUUUGUAAAGGUUAACCUUUACAAAUUACAAUGUAUUAUAAUUAUGUAAUUUAUGUGACGUUCCACAGCAAAAGGUACCUUAUGGCGACUGGCGCUUACGACGCAUAGCACCGCUAUAAUAUUGGAGCGGCGUUAAUAAUAGCGUAAGCGCCAACCGCCAUAAGGUACCUUUACCCGUGAGAUGUCACAAAUGAAAUUACAAUUUAUGAUUGUAAUAAAUUUUUAUUUAAAUAAACAUUUUAAUUUCA
Cydia fagiglandana is the source of this 5039-nucleotide messenger RNA. Its product is annotated as U2 snRNP-associated SURP motif-containing protein. The record is from RefSeq and is a predicted model, not a curated record. The transcript has 26 exons. Gene Ontology annotation, cellular component: nucleus. Gene Ontology annotation, biological process: RNA processing. Lineage: Eukaryota; Metazoa; Arthropoda; Insecta; Lepidoptera; Tortricidae. Bases 134 to 3847 code for a protein of 1237 amino acids. Gene Ontology annotation, molecular function: RNA binding.